AUGCAUUCGUGCACAAAUGUUAGCAAUUUCAACAUCAAGGCUUUAAAAUUGUGCAGUUUGGUUGUCUUAAAUUGCCCUGGUGCCAUGUUGCUCAGGUUUUUGAAUAAUCCAUCGCUUACUCGACUUGAUAUACAAGAUUUUGUUGAAGGGGAAGUAAUAGAUUUGGCCAGGGUGUUAUGUAACUUGCCCGAGCUUGAAGAUUUAUCUAUUGAUAGUAAUUCUCUUAAGCUUUUAUCUGCAGAUAAUAUUUCAAAGUGCCUUCCACAUCUGGUUAAUAGUUUAAAGUCUCUGGGGUUGCGGAAUUUUAAAGUUUGUGAUUUGGAUCAACUUCAUGGUGCUCUUUGCUUGAUUCGGAACUUAUUGAAUGUAAAACAUUUUGGAAUAAACUUGAAUAUGGAGCCUCAAGUUGAUGUGGAACCAGCUUCAAAUCAUAUGGAAACCCCAAACUGUUUGCAAUGUACAUUGGAUCAGUUGCAGACUGUGGAGAUAAUAUGUUUAGAAGGAUCAAAACCGGAACUUCUUUUUAUAAAGCUUCUUCUUGCUCAUUCCCCAUCUCUUAAGGAGAUUACCAUUACACCUAGUAAAUCUUCUCGUGUUCAAAAAAGACUUGACAUUGCUAAGGAUGUUAUGCAGUUCCCUAGAGCCUCACCAAAAGCAAAAAUGUUCUACUUGGAUCCGGAACCAUAA
Molecule: messenger RNA, 687 nt
Organism: Lactuca virosa
Lineage: Eukaryota; Viridiplantae; Streptophyta; Magnoliopsida; Asterales; Asteraceae
Source: the annotation of a GenBank genome assembly